GCCAUAUCCAGCAUUAAUAACCCUACCAUGACAAUUUGCAUACAAACAUUCCGCCUUUUGAAGGGAUUGUAGCUACAUCUGAUUUCGUCACCGGCUCUCAUUCAUUCCUCUCUCUUCUCUACACACACAAUACCACUCGACUCAUCAGCCGACCACCAGACAUACCCACCAGCCUCUCUCCGCCAAGAAAAGAAAACCAAAAACGCUCGACCAUUGCGAGAUCCACCCCGCCCUGCAACGAGCUUCUCGCAAGACCAUCCAUCAACAGCAGACAUUUUGUGCACUUUCUCAGGGGGGACCGAGUUUCUCGACCGGCAGACUACUUGAAUACUUGAUCGAGACCCGAUGGUAGCAGCGGUUACGGAAGACCUUCAAGCGUUCCGACGCCACCGACCGAUGUGGGCCGACGGCGAACAGACCCCAGAAACACCUGACCCCUCCCCCUCCCCCUCCUCCUCCCCUCACCAUCAACAUGAACAUGAACAAGAAGAACGGAUCUCCUGGCCUCUCAUCUCCUUCGAAAACACCAUCCAGAACGUCUGCUGUAUCAGCUUCCUCCUCGGCCUCUUCUUCGCCUCCAACCUCCUCUCGCUCCUCUUCUUCUUCCUCUAUUCUCCCGCCAAGCAGGCGCUGUGGCCGCCCUUGAACAUCUACGCGAUCCUCCUCAUCCUCUUUCAUCUCCUCGAGUUCCUCACUACUGCCAUCUUUAAUCCCUCCAGAGUCUCCGUCGAUUCUUUUUUAUUAAACAAUGGGGCCUCAUAUUGGUAUGCGCAAAUGAUGAGCAUAACGGAAUACGUGGUGCGGGAGAGAUAUCUGGGAAAAGACGGAUGGGGCCUGGGGAUUCUGAAGGACGAUCGAGUGAGGUUGGGCGGCUUGCUGGUGACGAUGGUGGGCCAAGGGAUCCGAACAAUGGCGAUGAUCACGGCGGCCCGAUCGUUCAACCAUCGGGUGUCGACGGACCCGAAGAAACAGGAGGACCAUCGGCUGGUCACCCAUGGCGUCUAUCGUCUCCUCCGCCAUCCCUCCUACUUCGGCUUCUUUUGGUGGUCCAUAGGCAUCCAACUCUUCUUGGCUAAUCCCUGCUCGCUCGUCCUCUUCUCCUUCGUCUUGUGGAGCUUCUUUAAGGCGCGCAUCCAGAAUGAAGAGCUUCACCUGAUCAAGUUUUUCGGUAAAGCUUAUGUCGAUUAUCGGUCUACUACCUCGACUUAUAUUCCAUUCAUCAGAUAAACCUCAAACUACAUUUCUUUCUUUUACUUCAUUUCAAAAAACAAAGACAAUUGAUUCUGAAGAGAACACUCAUUCCUCAACUUGUAUAUUGAUAAUUUGUAGUGUACUAUCUCUCAGGAUCGACUUCAAUACCCUUCCCAUUGUUAUUUUAUUGGGCGGAAUCCUUGAUUGUGUACCACAUAGUAGAAUUGAGUCUCGCAUCAACAUGUAGAAACAAGCUACCAUGUUGUACAGAUUCUUUCGAGGUUGAUUUGUCAAAGGAAUGAAGGAAUUAUCAUUGAGAAAUCAACAAGAGGAAAGUUAACAAGAGACCUGAAGACACCACAAAUA
Molecule: messenger RNA, 1557 nt
Organism: Puccinia graminis f. sp. tritici CRL 75-36-700-3
Lineage: Eukaryota; Fungi; Basidiomycota; Pucciniomycetes; Pucciniales; Pucciniaceae
Exons: 3
Coding region: 346-1227 (293 amino acids)
Biological process (GO): C-terminal protein methylation
Cellular component (GO): membrane; endoplasmic reticulum
Molecular function (GO): protein C-terminal S-isoprenylcysteine carboxyl O-methyltransferase activity
Source: RefSeq, a predicted model, not a curated record